CACGCGGCGAGGUGAAGGAGGCGAAGACUCGGAGCAAGCCCAGGUCCCGCCGCCGCCGCGUGCUGCUCUUCCCGCUCCCGUACCAGGGCCACAUCAAUCCCAUGUUCCAGCUCGCGGGCCUCCUCCACGCGCGCGGCUUCGCCGUCACCGUCUUCCACGCCCGCUUCAACGCGCCCGACCCGUCCCGCCACCCGGCCUACGGCUUCGUCCCCGUCCCCGACGGCUUGCCCGCGGGCACCCCGGAGACGGUGGCGGCCACCAUGGAGCACAUCCUGGCCGUCAACACCUCCUGCGAGGCGCCGUUCCGGGAGCGCCUGGCCGCCCUGCUGGACGCUCCCGGCGCCAGGGACGAGGUCGCGUGCCUGGUCGCCGACGCGCACCUGCUGGCCCUCGUGCGCGUGGCGCGGCGGCUGGGCGUGCCGACGCUGGUGCUGCGCACCGGCAGCGCCGCCUGCUUCCGCAACUUCCUGGCCAACCCCGUGCUCUGCGAGAAGGGGUACCUCCCGGUGGGGGCGGAGUCGAAGCUGGACGCGCCGGUGAGGGAGCUGCCGCUGUACCGCGUCCGGGACCUGAUGGGCGCCAACAGCAGGAGCCGCCACGAGCACGAGCUCAUGUGCGAGCUGCUGUCCCGGGCGGUCGAGGCGGUGCGGAGCUCCGCAGGGUUCGUCCUCAACAGAUUCGACGCGCUGGAGGCGGACGACCUGGCGGCGACCCGGCGCGACCUCGCCGGCGUGCCCGUGUUCGACGUCGGCCCGCUCCACAAGCUCUCCCCAGCGUCGUCCUGCAGCCUUCUUCAGCAGGACCGCUCCCAGCAAGGGAUCGAGUGAAGAAACUGGAUUGGGAUCAUGGAGUAAAUCAAACGAGGAUGCAAGUAUGCAACUCAUGUUCGUGUAGGUAGUCAUUCAGACAUUUCUUAACUCUAUGGCAAAUAGUUCACAUGGUAGAGCCAGCUGUGGUGGAGAGGCUAGAUAGUUUUAGUAUUCAGACUUUCAGUUGCUGCUAGCUCUUCUUUGCUCUACCGGAAUGGAUGUGUUUUUGUCCACAUAAAAUUCUAACAUGAAUUUUCUAUUUAGCUAGCAAAUUCAAUAAUUUAUGUACCGUAUUUGCAUUUUGUAGUCAUACUUUCUAUUGGAAUUUGACUUAUAAUGGUUUUUACCGUAAAAAAAGGAGCCAGCUAGCUCUUGUGUCGUCUCAUUUGCUUGUCUCCUAUGGUGCUUGCAUUUGAUCUUCCAAUUUGAAUUACAACUUAAGCAUUAUCUGUAAGGCCGACGGAUUGAUGAAACGCGAAGUGGUGGAGGUAGAGACAUAUCGCGCGAGAGAAAAUUUAGCACUUUUUCCGACGCACAGUCAUUCCUCGCCAUUUCUCUUGAGUGAUGAAGCACAUACCUAUACGUACGAAGGAGAGAUGGGGUGAGUUUGAAGUUCAUCAUGAAUCUGACCAUCACGAAAGCGAUUUAUAACUUGAAACUGAUAUUGUUUUUCUAUAGGAAUAACACAUUAGUAUUUGAUUGAAUAACUUUGAACCAGUUAUUAUUUUUAAAAUAGGGUGUCAUGUUGAAAUUGAAGGCGACAGUCUCCAUUCAUGUUUCCUCCCGUUGCAUCGCACGGGCAUUUGUAGCAAAUACGGUUUCUGUCGUCCGUCAUGGCAUUUUUCGAAAAAGUCCCUCCGUUUUCAGUUAUUCAACCCGCAGUCCUCACCAUUAGUCAACCAAUCGUUCGCUACAUGCGACAGGAAAGAAAAAAGAUAAA
Messenger RNA from Hordeum vulgare subsp. vulgare (domesticated barley), 1749 nucleotides. RefSeq names its product DIMBOA UDP-glucosyltransferase BX8-like. Lineage: Eukaryota; Viridiplantae; Streptophyta; Magnoliopsida; Poales; Poaceae. The record is from RefSeq and is a predicted model, not a curated record. Bases 102 to 827 code for a protein of 241 amino acids. The transcript is spliced from 2 exons.